AGAAUUUUGGCAUCCGGAUUCCGGAGAAGGAAACGGUAAGAGUUGCAUAUGAGCUGUCUAAAAAACUUUCCCCGUGGAUUCCGCGUUCCGCAAUCAGCAAGGCAGGAAGCAACAGACAAACUCAAAAAGCAAACACACUAUUUCCUAUUUCCUAUCUCCAAAGUCCAAGUCUGUAUUCUGUAAACCACAAAGUGAAGCAUAAUAGAAGUAGUAGGUGCAGAUAUUCUCUCUCUUCCUCACUUAGCUUGUUUUGUUUAAUUUCUCAAUUCUUAUGGUAGCAGUGUCCUCCUAGGCUGAAGGCUCCUUUAAUUUGAGAGUUGCUGUUGCUUGGAAGAUGUUGAAGCAUAAUUACGAUUAUAGCCAUAGGGGAUGGAAACGGAUACUGAUGGGAUUGGGCUCAGCAACUCCAGUUACUGCUGUUAUAUUAUCCAUCAUUCUCUUGCUCCCGUCUGCUUCUGCCUCAGAAACAGAUCAACUCCUUCAUCCUCGCGUCUCUGCUGCUCGCAGUCUUCUGCAAGCUCAACAAGGUUGCCCAGUGAAUUUUGAGAACUUGAACUACACAAUCAUAACGAGCAGAUGCAGAGGGCCUAGAUAUCCUCCCAACAUCUGUUGUGAAGCUUUCAAGGAUCUGGCAUGCCCCUAUGCUGAUGAAUUAAAUGACCAAACCAACAAUUGUGCCACCACCAUGUUCAGCUACAUCAACCUCAACGGCCACUAUCCCCCCGGGAUUUUUGCCAACGAGUGUCGUGACAGGCACAGCAAGCGAGGUCUCGAGUGCACUGAUGCUCAGUCUUCCCCUCACACACCCACUCCUGAUUCCUCCUCUGCUGCCACUCCAACCAUUUGCCUCUUUUUCCUCUCCCUUUUAUUUUCUUUUUUCAUAUAUUCUACAACUUGUGCUACCAUCAAUUAGGAUUUAGGAAUUAGGAAAUAGGAAUGUAUCCAUAUCCAUUCAUUUUUAUGCAUAAAUAAAUUACAUUAUUUGUUGUAUACAUUUAAUUUAUAGUACAUCCAUAUAAGCUUACAAAGUCCAAUCUGAAUAUAUAUACAAACUUCUUCAACAUUAAACACUGGUAACUAAGGCUAUGUUUAGUUCACCUGAAAUUUUCUGAUCUGAAUUUAUCUGAUCUGAUUUGAACUUAUUUUUUCUGA
Molecule: messenger RNA, 1152 nt
Organism: Beta vulgaris subsp. vulgaris (sugar beet)
Lineage: Eukaryota; Viridiplantae; Streptophyta; Magnoliopsida; Caryophyllales; Amaranthaceae
Product: GPI-anchored protein LLG2
Exons: 4
Coding region: 335-913 (192 amino acids)
Source: RefSeq, a predicted model, not a curated record